Ectocarpus siliculosus is the source of this 717-nucleotide messenger RNA. NCBI's taxonomy places the organism in Eukaryota, Phaeophyceae, Ectocarpales, Ectocarpaceae. The record is from the annotation of a GenBank genome assembly.
AUGUGGAGCGAAAGUUUCGAUAUCAUGCGCAAAGCCCUACUACAACCAGGUGCACGCCUGAGAGCACGUGACUUUCCAGCCGAGGCGUGUAUCGCUGGAGCGUUGGCGAAGGGCGACGACGAUGACGAGGGGCCGUGUCCCAAGUGCAAGAAGACGGUGACGCUUGGCGACCUCACUCCCAUCGGUGGCGGUGGUGGCGACUUCGGGUCGUCGGCGGGCGGAAACGGCAGCGACAACAGGCCGGGCGUGAUGAUGGAGACGAAGCUCAAGGCGCUGGUGGAAAAGCUGGCCGACAUCCAAGCCAAUGCGUUCGCGAACGACCCCCCAACGACGGUUUUUCUGCUGUCGGUUCGUGCUGGGGCCGUGGGGAUCAACCUCACGCAGGCCAACCACGUCUUCCUGCUCGAACCGAUGCUCAACCUGGCCCUGGAGAAACAGGCGAUCGGCAGGGUGCACCGCCUGGGACAGACCCGCCCCGUCACGGUGACCAAGCUAGUGCUGGCAGACUCGGUGGAGACACGGAUCCUUGCAAUGCGGAAAAUGCAGGCACGUGGCGGAGGCUCCGCUGGCUCCAGUCUCUUCAAUGCCCAGGGCGGGCCGGCUGGCAGCCUUGCCCGAGAAGAUGCCAGGCAUCUCAAAGUCGGAGAAUACGACGAAUUCUUCGGCCUGAACCGCGACAAGCCGAGCUCGAAUGCAAACACCGGCAAAUCUGUGUAG